AUGAUACCCCGGACCCUCCUCCUGCUGCUCUCCGGGGCUCUGGCUCUGACCGGAACCAGGGCAGGUGAGUGCGGGGUCGGGAGGGAAAGAGUAUCUGUGGAGGAGGGACGCCCCUCCCUGAACCCGGGACGCCACGCGGGGAGAAGGGUCAGUGGUCUCAGCCUCUCCCUGCCUCCAGGUCCCCACUCACUGAGGUUUUUCCUCACCGCCGUGUCCCGGCCGGGCCAAGGGGAGCCCCGCUUCAUCGCAGUUGGUUACGUGGACGACACACAGAUCGGGCGGUUCGACAGCGAUGUUGAGAAUCCCAGGGCUGAGCCUCGGGCAUCCUGGAUGCAGCUCAUGGAGUCUGAUUUUUGGGAUGAGAGUACUCGGAUUGCCAAAGUCCGCGAACAGAAUUACCGAGUGCACUUGAAGAACCUGCUUAGCUACUACAACCAGAGUGAUUCAGGGUCUCACACCUACCAGGGUAUGUAUGGCUGCGACAUCGGGCCCGACGGGCGUCUCCUUCGUGGGUACAAUCAGCGAGCAUAUGAUGGUGCCGAUUACAUCUCCCUGAACGAGGACAUGCGUUCCUGGACUGCCGCAGACACCACAGCUCAGAUCACCAAGCGCAAGUGGGAUGAAGCCGGUUCCGCAGAGUACUACAGGGCCUACUUUGUGGAGGGCAGGUUCCUGGAGUGGCUUCACAGAUACCUGGAGAAAGGGAAAGAGACUCUGCUUCGCACAGAACCCCCAAAGACACAUGUGGCUCACCAUCCCAUUUCUGAACAAGAGGUCACACUGAGGUGCUGGGCCCUGGGCUUCUACCCGGCGGAGAUCACCCUGACCUGGCAGCGGGACGGGGAAGAGCUGACCCAGGACACAGAGCUUGUGGAGACCAGACCUACAGGGGACGGGAACUUCCAGAAGUGGGCAGCUGUGGUGGUACCCCCUGGAGAGGAGCAGAAAUACACAUGUCAUGUGCAGCACGAGGGACUGCCCAAGCCCCUCACCCUGAGAUGGGAGCCCCGUUCUCAGUCUGACAUCACCAUCGUGGCAAUCAUUGUUGGCCUGGUUCUCCUUGUGGCCAUUGGAGCUGUGGUGGCUGGAGUUUUUUUCUGGUGGAAGAAGAGCUCAGGUAUAGAAGGGGGUGGGGUCCGAGUUUUCUUGUCCCAGUGGAUGGUUUCAAGUCCCAGGCAGGCAUUGAUAGUGGUAGUCCCCUGGGCUCUGAUGUUUCUCUCCCAGUUUCUAAUGCUUGACAUUGUUGCCUUGUGUGGGACUGAGUGA
Messenger RNA from Orycteropus afer afer, 1266 nucleotides. The record is from RefSeq and is a predicted model, not a curated record. Lineage: Eukaryota; Metazoa; Chordata; Mammalia; Tubulidentata; Orycteropodidae.